Messenger RNA from Teleopsis dalmanni, 2920 nucleotides. It is a transcript of the gene oc, whose product is annotated as homeotic protein ocelliless. The record is from RefSeq and is a predicted model, not a curated record. Gene Ontology annotation, cellular component: nucleus. The transcript is spliced from 7 exons. Lineage: Eukaryota; Metazoa; Arthropoda; Insecta; Diptera; Diopsidae. Gene Ontology annotation, molecular function: DNA-binding transcription factor activity, RNA polymerase II-specific; RNA polymerase II cis-regulatory region sequence-specific DNA binding. Bases 757 to 2196 code for a protein of 479 amino acids. Gene Ontology annotation, biological process: regulation of transcription by RNA polymerase II.
AAAAUUAUUUUAAAAUAAUUUUAUUUUUCAAUAAAGUUCCAGCAAAACCGAACACCCAACGAUAGCUCAAGAAUUUUGUCAAGUGCAAAAGUUAUAUUAAUGGCGGCAAUAGAUUGCGCACAGUGACUGUUCUCGUGUAAAUGAAACAACACAUCAAAUGAAAUAGAAACAUGUAAAAGGAGUGCGAAAUAUUGCGCUCCCUGUUCUUUAUACGUACUUUAUGCUUUGCUGAGAACUAAUACCUAUCGCUCUUCUCUGCAUAUACUGUAGUAUGCAACAUAUAUCUACCUCACUCGCACACACACACCUUCAAGCUAAUUUGGAAAUAUAUACAAACUCUUGCGCAGAAACGAGUUCAUCACUGUACCGUCACAAAAGGUAUUUCUCGGGCUGCAUUGAUCAGUUUCAAAUCAACGUUCAUUAGUUCGGGUUCAUAGUGUUUGUGUUGUCAAUCGUUCGCGUUUUUAAGCGUCGUCGCCGUCGCAUCCACAAUAUUUCAAAAGAAAUUUGGAAAAUUUUAAUUAUUGAAAUAAUUAUUAUUUUUCCCGCGCUUAAUUUGCGCCCAAAGCGAAUAAUUUACGAGCCCAAAUUAUUGCUACGGAUAUCCAGCAACAAGUUCAGUUACGCACUCAACGCAAUACAUCCAACUAUCAGAAAAUUUGCUGCUUUGGAAGAAAAGCUAUCAAGCAAUUGGAAUUGUAUAUCUAGCGGUAAGCAACAAACAUCACAGUGGCUCUUCACUCUACAGAAGCCUUGAUGGCUGCCGGAUUUCUGAAGUCCGGAGAUUUGGGACCACAUCCACACAGUUAUGGAGGUCCACAUCCACAUCAUUCGGUACCACAUGGACCGUUACCACCGGGCAUGCCUAUGCCGUCGCUCGGACCCUUCGGAUUACCUCACGGUUUAGAAGCUGUUGGGUUCUCCCAAGGUAUGUGGGGUGUGAACACCAGGAAACAACGGCGCGAAAGAACUACAUUCACGAGGGCACAACUGGACGUUCUUGAGGCACUUUUUGGCAAAACUCGCUAUCCUGAUAUAUUCAUGCGUGAAGAAGUGGCACUUAAAAUCAAUUUACCAGAGUCAAGAGUACAGGUGUGGUUCAAAAACCGUCGAGCUAAGUGUCGUCAGCAGCUUCAGCAGCAACAGCAGUCUAGUAGUCUUAAUAGCGCCAAAAACGUUAAUUCCGGAUCCACUUCAUGUGCAUCGUCACGUAACUCAUCGUCUACCGGCAACAACAACAACAACAACUCAGCCAACACUUCCAAGUCCAACUCACAUCAUUCAUCGUCAAAUAACAACAACAAAUCCAGCUCAGGAGCUAGUAUAUCAAAUGGGAAUAAUUCAAGUGGAAACUCUUCGGCGGCGGCGGCAGCAGCUGCUGCAGCAGCAGUAGCUCAAUCAAUAAAAUCGCAUCACAGUUCCUUCCUCAAUUCUUCCGCAUCCACAUCUGCCACUACACCGUCAAGCUCGUCCAUGAAUUCACAUGCACACCAUAUGUCUGGAAGUGGUUCUGGUAAUUCCAUCAGUGGUAAUCCCGGAUCACUGAAUGUUACUGCAGCACAUCAGAAUUCAUCUCCAUUAUUGCCUACGCCUGCCACCUCAGUUAGUCCGGUUAGCAUCGUUUGCAAAAAAGAGCACAUCAGUAGUGGCUAUCCAACUGAUGCAUUGCGUGGUUCUUAUGACACAAUAAAGGAAGCUGGUGGUGACAUUAGUUCUAACUCUCACCACCACAGUAUCUAUGGUACUGCCGCAUCAGCGAAUCCUCGCUUAGUGCAGGCUGGUGGCAAUAUAACACCAAUGGACUCUAGCUCCAGCAUCACAACACCUUCUCCACCAAUAACACCAAUGUCACCACAAUCCGCAGCUGCUGCAGCUCAUGCCGCUCAAUCGGCUCAGUCCGCACAUCAUUCCGCCCAUUCAGCUUACAUGUCAAAUCACGAUUCAUAUAACUUUUGGCAUAACCAAUAUCAACAAUACCCAAACAACUAUGCCCAAGCUCCUAGUUACUAUUCCCAAAUGGAGUAUUUUAGCAACCAAAAUCAAGUCAACUACAAUAUGGGCCACUCCAGUUAUAGUGCUUCCAACUUUGGACUCUCCACAAGUCCUUCGUUCACAGGUACUGUCUCAGCUCAAGCGUUUUCACAAAACAGUCUGGACUACAUGUCGCCACAAGAUAAAUACGUAAACAUGGUGUAGAAUCUGCUGCAAAAGUAUUGCAGCAAACAGACUUAAAUGGUAUAAUCUGAAAAAAGUCAAGACUGCAGUCGAGGAUGCAGUUCAACUUGCUGCAUUAAUUGUGUUUGUCAAGUGACGACUUACAGAGAAGACAAAGAAAUCAUUUCAAGACAUAUCCAAUGUUUCAGUGCACGCUCUGCAAUUAAUCAAUCGAAGCUUUUUGUUUUAGAUACAUUGUUUUAAUUAAAUCCAUUUUAGAAAUUAGAUUGUAAAUACACUUAAAAUACUUUAAAAACUCGUUUUAAAAAUGCAGCCAACAUCAACGAAUAUAUCAGUGAUAAUGACAAACUAUUUAUAGGUUAUUUGUUUGAAAUUGAGUAUGAAAAGGGCGGAAAGAAGAAUAACCUGCAACUGAAAGGGGCCGAAACUGCAGUUGUAAGCAACAAAUCUGACAUAUUUUUUAUUCUUAAUUUAUAAUUGCUCCAAAAAUCAUGCAGCCUCCUCCAGGGCUAAGUUUAAUCGCAAAUGAAUCAAAUGUAAAAUGCAAAACAAAUAUAAUUUAUUCAUAAGAGAAAUAAUUGUUCAUAAUUUUAAUUUCAAGAUGUAUUUUAGACACCAAAUCCCACAAUUUUUAUUGAUUUCCGAAGCACGGCAAUGAAAACAGAUUUAAAUUAUAUAAUAAAGGUCCCAACAAUUCUGAACAAACAAAACAUUCAUAUCAUUAUAUUGGCAUUUGUAAAAAUAU